Molecule: messenger RNA, 481 nt
Organism: Bombyx mandarina (wild silkworm)
Lineage: Eukaryota; Metazoa; Arthropoda; Insecta; Lepidoptera; Bombycidae
Product: NADH dehydrogenase [ubiquinone] 1 beta subcomplex subunit 2, mitochondrial
Biological process (GO): mitochondrial respiratory chain complex I assembly
Cellular component (GO): respiratory chain complex I; mitochondrial inner membrane
Source: RefSeq, a predicted model, not a curated record
UACUGUCAUUUUUUAGGUGCAGAUUUUGAGAAAAGUGUUUUACCUCUACAAAAUUUAUCGAGGAAGCCAACAAAUUACUAGAAAUAAUGUUGACAAGAACUUUGCUAACGAGAGCUAUUCUGCUCCGUAGGCUGCAAAACGCUGGCGACAGCUUGAAACAAACCAAACGAAAUGCAGGACAUGGAGUUUGGACGUACCGUGUACCGCCACCAAUGCCUUCAAAAAAAUCGAUUCGGUUAGCUCAAGGGCUUGGUGGAUUGUGCUGGUGGUGGAUUCUGUAUCACAUUGCAACUGAACCUGAGCACAUAACUGGUGAGUGGCCUUAUAUUGAUCCCAGUACAUGGACUGAUGAAGAGCUUGGAAUUCCUCCUGAUUCAGCAGGAUGCAUAAAGCAUUAAUGCAAAAGUAUAUUAGUCAUUGUACAAAGGAUGUCUUGCUGUUAUUUUGUUUAGAGAAAUAUAAGUUAUUUAAAAAAUGCAAA